Olea europaea var. sylvestris is the source of this 510-nucleotide messenger RNA. RefSeq lists its product as uncharacterized. NCBI's taxonomy places the organism in Eukaryota, Viridiplantae, Streptophyta, Magnoliopsida, Lamiales, Oleaceae. The coding region runs from base 1 to 510 and encodes 169 amino acids. Gene Ontology annotation, molecular function: zinc ion binding. The record is from RefSeq and is a predicted model, not a curated record. The transcript has 2 exons.
AUGCAGAGGUGGUUUUACGAACGUCGAAGCAAUGCAACCGCAUGCAGUACUAUAUUAUCGUCGAGGAUGGAGAACGAGUUACAAACAACAUUUGAAGUUGGUACUAGGCUUCGAGCCCAUGAGUUGACAAACAGCUUGACCCAGGUUGGAAUAUCCAACAAUAUGGAGAUAGUGGACUUCUUCGAUAACACGUGCACAUGUCGUGAGUUUCAACUAAAUCGUAUGCCAUGUGCUCAUGCAACUCGUGGUGCUACCCUGAGUGGUAAGUCAUUAUACGAUCUAUGCUCUCCGUACUAUACAUCGGAAUACUGGAGGGGUGCCUCUAUGGAAGUCAUAUAUCCCGUUACACGGGAAGUGGAUUGGGUUGUUCCAAAUGAAAUCCUAGGCACUCAUAUUUUGCCACCGACUGUACGUCGUCCUCCAGUUGGGAACAAUAGCGGCUUGAAAACCUACACUACUGCGGUUACCUAUUAUGGAGAUGCAGUUUCUGCACGUAUCCAGAGAACGUGA